CUGACCACCCGUCAUUGGGUCGGGUAUAUGAACGGCAUGACACCGGCGCCCUCCUUCAGCUGCCCUCCACAUCGGGCUCCAGAAGGUGGCGUGUUUGUGGUGGUGUUGGAACUAUCGUGUUGGAAUCCACAGAGCCCGUACUGCUUCGAAGUACUUGAGAGUCUGCCUUCAACACCGAGCGUUGAUCAUCCACCACCUUCACCAGCACCACCACCACCAUGCCUGGCCAUAUCGUCAAGAGCACGGGUCCCGACCCCGACCCCAGCGAGUACCUGUUCGUCUCCCUGGAGAUGAAACGUCAGGAUCAGACCAAGCCUUACGACGCUAAGAAGUCCUGCUGGGUGCCUCACGAGAAGGAAGGCUUCGUGGCGGGCGAGAUCCAGGGCACGAAGGGCGACCUCAUCUCCGUCUACGCCGACGGCGACACGAAGAACUACAAGAAGGACCAGGUGGCCCAGAUGAACCCACCCAAGUUCGAGAAGUGCGAGGACAUGUCCAACUUGACCUACCUGAACGAUGCUUCCGUCCUGUACAACUUGAAGUCUCGCUACGUCAACAAGCUCAUCUACACCUACUCCGGCCUCUUCUGUAUCGCCGUCAACCCUUACAAGCGUUACCCCAUCUACACCAACCGUACUGUCAAGAUCUACCAGGGCAAGAGGCGCAGUGAAGUGCCUCCCCAUAUCUUCGCCAUCUCUGACGGCGCCUAUAUGGACAUGUUGCAGGGUGGCCAGAACCAGUCUAUGCUUAUCACAGGUGAAUCUGGCGCUGGCAAGACCGAGAACACCAAGAAAGUGUUGACCUACUUCGCCUACGUCGGCGCCACCACCAAGAAGAAGGACGAGAGCAAACCCAACUUGGAGGAUCAGAUCGUCCAGACCAACCCCGUAUUGGAAGCCUUCGGUAACGCUAAGACCGUCAGGAAUGACAACUCCUCCCGUUUCGGUAAGUUCAUCCGCAUCCACUUCGCGCCCUCUGGCAAGCUCUCUGGUGCUGAUAUUGAGGUAUACCUGCUGGAGAAGGCCCGUGUCAUCUCCCAGCAGUCCCUGGAGAGGUCCUACCACAUCUUCUAUCAGCUUAUGUCUGACCAGAUCACCUGGAUUAAACCAACCUGUCAGCUGAGCAACGACAUCUACGAUUACCACUUCGUGUCCCAAGGCAAAGUUACAGUCGCCUCCAUCGACGACAAGGAAGAGAUGCAGUUCACAGACGAGGCCUUCGACAUCCUGCGUUUCUCCAAGGAGGAGAAGACGAACGUCUACAAGAUGACAGCAGCUGUGAUGCAUUUCGGCGAGAUGAAGUUCAAGCAGAGGGGUCGAGAGGAGCAAGCAGAGGCCGACGGAACGGAGGCCGGCGAGAAAGUGGCCGCUAUGUUGGAAACGGACGCCAACGAGUUGUACAAGAACUUGUGCAAACCGAAGAUUAAGGUCGGUGCCGAGUUCGUGACCCAGGGCAGAGACGUCAGCAAAGUGCUGUACUCCGUUGGUGCUCUGUCCAAAGCCUUCUUCGACCGCAUGUUCCGAUGGCUCGUCAAGAAAUGUAACGAGACGCUGGAAACUGGGCAGAAACGAGCUAUGUUCAUCGGUGUGUUGGACAUCGCCGGAUUUGAGAUUUUCGACUUCAACGGCUUCGAGCAGAUUUGCAUCAACUUCUGUAAUGAGAAACUGCAGCAGUUCUUCAACCAUCACAUGUUCGUACUGGAACAGGAGGAAUACAAGAGGGAAGGCAUCAACUGGACCUUCGUCGACUUCGGCAUGGAUCUCCAGGCUUGCAUUGAGCUCUUCGAGAAGCCUAUGGGUAUCUUCUCCAUCCUCGAGGAAGAGUCUAUGUUCCCCAAGGCCACCGACAAGACCUUCGAGGAGAAGCUCAAGACGAACCACCUGGGCAAAUCUGCCGUCUUCAUCAAGCCGAAGCCUCCCAAGGCCGGGCAGGUAGAGGGCCACUUCGCCAUCGUCCACUACGCCGGAACGGUCUCCUAUAACCUGUCAGGCUGGCUCGAGAAGAACAAGGAUCCCCUGAACGACACUGUGGUCGACCAGAUCAAGAAGGCCGGCAACGCCCUGGCCGUCGAGAUCUUUGCGGAUCACCCCGGGCAGUCAGCUCCUGCCGACGCCGGUGGCAAAGGUGGCCGUGGUAAGAAGUCUGGUGGUUUCUCUACUGUGUCUUCGUCUUACAGAGAACAGCUGGCUAAGCUCAUGACUACCCUGAAUGCCACGCAGCCUCACUUCAUCCGAUGCAUUGUGCCAAAUGAAACCAAAUCGCCCGGUGUCUGCGAUGCUGCUUUGAUCAUGCAUCAGCUGACUUGUAACGGUGUGCUUGAAGGUAUCCGUAUCUGCCGAAAGGGCUUCCCUAACAGGUUGCCGUACGCCGACUUCAAGCAUCGUUACCUGAUCUUAGCCUCCAAGCCCAUGACUGAGUGUGCCAAUGACAGAGAGGCCGCAGGAGUUUGCUUGACCACCGUCGAGUUGCCCGAGGAGUCCUACCGACUGGGUCAUACCAAGGUCUUCUUCCGAGCUGGUGUACUGGGUCAACUUGAAGAAAUUCGAGACGACCGACUGGCCAAAAUCUUGUCAUGGUUGCAAGCCUGGUGCCGCGGUUUUACCAGCAGGAAGAACUACAAGAAGCUGCAGGAGCAGCGCAUUGCCCUGUGCGUCGUCCAGCGCAACUUGAGAAAGUUCAUGCAGAUGCGUACCUGGGCUUGGUACCGUCUCUGGCAAAAGGUCAAGCCUCUCCUCAACGUCACCAGAGUCGAGGACACGAUCCGUGACCUCGAGGACAAAGUGGCCAAGGCAGAGGAGAACUACGAGAAAGAGCUCAAACUUCGCCAGGAACUGGAGGCAGCUAAUGUCACCCUUCUGGAGGAGAAGAACAAUCUGAUGGUAGCCCUCGAAUCCACGAAAGGAAACGUGUCAGAAUUUCUCGACAAACAGGCCAAGCUCCAGAGCCAGAAGGCCGACCUGGAAGCUCAGCUCAACGAAACAAGUGAGCGUCUUCAAGCGGAAGAGGAGGCCAAGAACCAGCUGAUCCAAGGCAAGAAGAAGACAGAGCAAGAAUGCAACAGCCUCAGAAAGGAUAUCGAAGACCUCGAGCUCACCAUUCAGAAGGGCGAGCAAGAUAAAGCCACCAAGGACCACCAAAUCCGCAACCUCAAUGAUGAAAUCGCCCACCAAGACGAGCUGAUCAAUAAAAUCAACAAGGAAAAGAAGCACCUUCAAGAAUGCAACCAGAAAACUUCUGAAGAUCUCCAGGGCAUCGAGGAUAAGUGCAACCACCUCAACAAGGUCAAGGCAAAGCUCGAGCAGACACUGGACGAAUUGGAAGACUCCCUGGAGCGCGAAAAGAAGCUUCGAGGCGAGAUUGAAAAGGCGAAGAGAAAAGUCGAGGGCGACCUCAAGCUCACACAAGAAGCAGUGGCUGACCUGGAGCGCAAUCACAAGGAGCUCGAGCAGACCAUACAACGCAAGGACAAGGAGAUCUCAUCCCUCGCCAGCAAGCUGGAAGACGAACAAGGCUGCGUCUCCAAAACCCAGAGACAGAUCAAGGAACUGCAGUCUCGCAUCGAAGAGCUUGAGGAAGAGGUCGAGCACGAGAGACAGGCCAGAGCCAAGGCCGAGAAGUCCAAAUCCCACUUGGGUCGCGAGCUGGAGGAACUGGGUGAGCGUCUUGACGAGGCCGGCGGUGCCACAGCCGCUCAGAUUGAGCUGAACAAGAAGAGGGAGGCUGAACUGAUCAAGCUCAGGAGAGACCUCGAGGAAACUAACAUUCAGCACGAAGCAGCGCUCGCUAGUCUUCGAAAGAAGCACAAUGAUGCCGUUGCUGAAAUGUCAGAGCAGAUCGACCACCUUAACAAGAUGAAAGCCAGAACUGAGAAGGACAAGGAUUCCUUGAAGAGGGAGGCUGAUGAUGCCAAGGCAGCAAUGGAUGGUCUCACAAGAGAUAAGGCUGCAGGUGAAAAGAUGAACAAACAGCUGCAGCAUCAGAUCAACGAGAUCCAGGCCAAGCUUGACGAAGCCAACCGAACCCUCAACGACUUCGAUGCCACCAAGAAGAAGCUGGCUGUUGAAAACGCUGAUCUCCUCCGACAGCUGGAAGAAGCCGAGAACCAAGUGGGUCAGCUGUCCAAAGUGAAGCUUUCUCUCACCAAUCAACUUGAGGAUACCAGAAAGCUCGCCGACGAGGAGUGCAGGGAAAGAGCAACUCUCUUGGGUAAGUUCCGCAAUCUGGAACAUGACAUCGACGGCCUCCGCGAGCAACUGGACGAGGAAAACGAAGCGAAGGCUGAUGUCCAGCGACAGCUAUCAAAGGCCAACGCCGAAGCACAGAUGUGGAGAGCCAAGUACGAAUCUGAAGGCGUGGCGCGCGCCGAAGAACUGGAGGCUGCCAGGCUGAAGCUCUCUGCGCGCCUCGACGAAGCCGAAUCCCAGAUUGAACAGCUGAACGUGAAGAACAUGCAGCUCGAGAAAACCAAACAGAGAAUCAGCACCGAGCUGGAAGACAUGCAGAUCCAGGUGGAGAGAGCGCAGACCCUGGCAGUUGCCGCCGAGAAGAAGCAGAAGAACUUCGACAGGAUCAUCGCUGAGUGGAAAAUGAAAGUGGACGACUUGGUCGCCGAGCUCGACGCUUCCCAGAAGGAGUGCCGCAACUACUCCACCGAACUGUUCCGAGUCAAGGCCGCGUACGAAGAGAACCUCGACCAGCUGGACACUGUCCGUCGUGAGAACAAGAACCUCGCUGAUGAGAUCAAGGAUCUCAUGGACCAGAUCGGAGAGGGCGGUCGCUCCCUGCACGAAAUCCAGAAGAACGCCAAGCGCCUCGAGAUCGAGAAGGAAGAGCUGCAGGCAGCUCUGGAAGAGGCCGAAGCCGCGCUGGAACAGGAAGAGAACAAGGUUCUCCGAGCUCAGCUCGAACUCAGUCAAGUCAGACAGGAAAUUGACAGACGCAUCCAGGAGAAGGAAGAAGAAUUUGAAAAUACCAGAAAAUGCCACCAGCGCGCCAUCGAGUCCAUGCAGGCUUCCCUCGAGGCCGAGUCGAAGAGCAAAGCCGAGGCUCUGCGCAUGAAGAAGAAGCUCGAGUCCGACAUCAACGAGCUCGAGAUCGCCCUCGACCACUCCAACAAGGCUAACGCCGACCUCCAGAAGCACAUCAAGAAGCUCCAGGGAGAGAUGAAGGAGCUGCAGAUGCGCGUAGAGGAAGAGCAGCGCAUGGCCUCCGAAUACCGCGAGCAGUACGGCAUCUCCGAGCGCCGGGCCAACGCCCUCAACGGAGAGCUGGAAGAGUCACGCACCCUCCUGGAACAGUCCGACAGGGGACGCCGCCAGGCCGAGUCCGAGCUCGCCGAAGCGAAUGACCACCUCAAUGAUCUCACAGCCCAGAACAGCUCCCUCAUCGUCGCCAAGAGGAAACUGGAGGGAGAGAUGCAGACACUCCAGGCUGACCUAGAAGAGAUGCUGAACGAGGCCAAGAACUCCGAGGAGAAGGCCAAGAAGGCCAUGGUCGACGCCGCCCGCCUCGCUGACGAGCUCCGCGCCGAGCAGGAACACGCCCAGACCCAGGAGAAGAUGCGCAAGGGCUUGGAAGUCUCCGUCAAGGAGCUCCAGGUCCGCCUGGAGGAAGUCGAGGGCAACGCCCUGAAGGCCGGCAAGAAGGCUCUGAGCAAGUUGGAGAGCAGAGUCCGGGAACUGGAAGGCCAGUUGGACGAUGAAACACGCCGUCACUCCGACGCCCAGAAGAACCUGAGGAAGUGCGAGAGGCGCAUCAAGGAGCUAACCUUCCAGUCCGACGAGGACAAGAAGAACCACGAGAGGAUGCAGGACCUCGUCGACAAGCUCCAGCAGAAGAUCAAGACCUACAAGCGCCAGAUCGAGGAGGCUGAGGAAAUCGCCGCCCUCAACUUGGCCAAAUUCCGCAAGGCACAGCAGGAGCUGGAGGAAGCGCAGGCAACCGCCUAAGGACAAGUCCCGCCUGGGAAUACUUGACGGAUCGGGACUGAAUGAUAAACGUUGCAAGGCUUACUCUUAAAGGCACACAAAACUAAAAGAAGAGUUUCUCUUACUUUUGUACAUCUCACAGUUUGAAAUAAUGGCUGAUGGCGGAAUUACCUGAUUAUUCAAGAUAAAAUACAAUAAUAAAGGUCUACGUUAUUAUCGAAAUCACUUAGCAUUUUCAAUGUACUGCAAGAUCUUCGAAAUAAAAAUGAAGGCAUAAAUGAAAUUCUCGUUGAUCCAAUUUUCAGUUCUUGUUAAAAUUAUUUAUUGUCAAUGCAUAAUUGUACAUCAGCGUUCAUGACUUCUUCCAUCAAAUAUAUUAUGCUAAUCAUUAUGUUAAUCAUCAGAGUUAUUGUUAUCACAAAACUAGCAAUGAUAAAUUGCUGACAAUAAAAAAUAUAAGAAAA
Macrobrachium nipponense is the source of this 6391-nucleotide messenger RNA. RefSeq names its product myosin heavy chain, muscle-like. Gene Ontology annotation, biological process: sarcomere organization; muscle contraction. Gene Ontology annotation, molecular function: actin filament binding; microfilament motor activity; ATP binding. The transcript is spliced from 22 exons. Lineage: Eukaryota; Metazoa; Arthropoda; Malacostraca; Decapoda; Palaemonidae. Gene Ontology annotation, cellular component: myosin II complex; myosin filament; cytoplasm. The coding region runs from base 219 to 5948 and encodes 1909 amino acids. The record is from RefSeq and is a predicted model, not a curated record.